AUGUCAUCCCGUAAGAAGAAACGUCUCAAAGCUCUUGCUGCCUCGUCCAAAUCCAGAAAGUUUGGAAAGGCUCAGAUCUCGUUUCAGAAUGCUUCGAGAAACCUUCCCCGUCUCUCCGGCGACCUCGUUGCCGACGAAGUAGUGGCAGAUGUGGAGUUGGUUGUUUCAGGUGUUGAGGAUUCGUUAAGCGGUUCUCCGCCUCAGUCUCAAGUCUCCCCUCCUCUCGUCGGUGACUCCAUUGCUGAUGUUGAAGUAGCUUCAAAAGAGGUUAAAGGUGACGGCUUUCGAAGGGACUCAGGCGAUGCGUCUGCUGGAUCCCAAAGUUCUCCAUUUCCCGUUGCAACAGCGACGAAGGAGUCGGUUUCUCUGUCUACAGUGGUCCCUGCAGAGGAUAACAGUGGCAGCUUGGUUAUUGGUCUAGUUCCUGUUCGGAAUGAUACUCUUCCUGCUCCCGUCGACAAGGAGGCUGUACAGAGAGUACCCGAGCAGCCGAGGAGCUACGCCUCCCUGUUAAAAACAUCUUCACAACUGAAGGAAGUGGGCACGCCCUCUGAGCAUGUCUCCGGUGCCCCCUUUGUGAUGAUACCAGAUGAAGAUAUAGCUGCUGCUAAAGAGGAAUUCAAGGAUUUUAUUUUCGCGCAGUUUCAGGGUGAUUCUCCUCAGAUGGGAAGAAUCAUUGGUAUUGUAAACGCGUUUUGGGCGCGGACUGGUCCAAGGAUCUAUGUUCAUAAGCUUAACAAUGGAGCUUUCUUGUUAAAGGUCUCCAAUACUAAAGCGAGAGAGGCGAUUUUGUCUAAGAGUUGCUGGAACAUAGCUGGUUACCCAAUGUUCGUGUCUCUAUGGUCUCCGGACUUCACGCCUCAAGAGACGCCUAUCACUUCUGUAGUAGUCCAAGUAGAGAUGCGCGGGGUGCCUUACCUCAUGUUUAACAGAGAAAGCUUGAGUCGCUUGGCCACUGCAGUCGGUAAACCAGUGUCUUUGGCUCCAGAGACAAUGCGGAAAGAAAACUUCCAGGUGGCUAAGUUGAUGGUACAGGUUGAUCUCACAAAGAAGCUGCCUGAUAAGAUCAUCUCCGGAUUCUCGAAUGGACGGGAAAUGGAAAUAGCUGUUGCUUAUCCUUGGUUGCCGGUGAAGUGCGCAUCUUGUGGGAAAUAUGGUCAUAAUGCUGAGAAGUGUCGAAUGGUUCCCCAUAUGGAAGAGCAAGAGCGGAGUUUACCUGUGAAAACAAGGAAGAGACAGUCUCGCCGAAGAUCGAAAUCCAGGACCGGUGGAUCUUUGGAGGAUAAUACCUCCAACCCGCUGGAGGAGUUAUGCACUAAGGAGGAUAAAAAAGAAACAGAAUCAAGUCAGAGCACGUCUCUUGCUAACAUCCCUCUGGAAUUAUCAAGUAGCAAUCAGGAAGAAGUGGGUGUGGAUAAGAGAAGCAACUCGAGGUCUAGGUCUGUACGAAGGUCUCGGUCAAGAGCUAGGGCAAGAGCCUUGACCUCCCCUCUAGAAGGAAGAGUUUCAUCCUUUGAGGUUUCAGAGUUUGCACAGAGAGAAGAAGGUGAAAUUGAUGAAGACGGUUCUGUUUGGUUCACAAAGCAUUCGAAGGCGGCUAGAAGAGCCAUGCGCCAAGAGGCACUGAGAAAGGCUUCUGCGCCGGAUUACUUAGCUCCAGACAGAUAUAAAUUUCUUAUUCGAGGUAGCUCCUCGGAUAAGCGGCUCUUUAGUUGGAAUAUCAGAGGUCUUAAUGGUGCGGGUCGUAUCACAGUAGUCAGAAAUUGGUUAAAUAGUAUUGGUACAUCGGUGGGGGCUCUGCUGGAAACUCACGUACAGGAGGAUAAUUUCCUUAGAGUGGUAGCAGCAGUAGCACCAGGGUGGGGGUAUGAUAAUAACUACUCUCAUGCGGCAGGGGGUAGAGUUUGGUUACUUUGGAAGCCUGAAGUCUCGAUACUGACAGCAGCCGAGCAUUUCUCCAUUAUUCCCUAUGAGCUACCAGUCAGAGGCAUGGCUGAAUUUCAGGAGUGUUUGACGUCUAGUGGCCUAUCAGAUAUGGAGUUUCGUGGUACUUUUUUCUCUUGGACAAACGGUCGUCCAGAAGACCCCAUCCUUCGAAAGUUGGAUCGAGUGAUUUGCAACGAUAAGUGGAGGGAAGUGUUUCCGGAGGCGGUUUCUGUAUUUGAACCUCCUGGGGAUUCUGAUCAUUCUCCAGCAGUGAUCACUUUUACAGCUCUCCCUGAGCAGCGCAAAGUGAGCUUUAAGUAUUUUUCUUUCCUUGCGUCGCAUCCUAAAUUCACUGAGGAAUUGUUGAAGGCGUGGGAGGAAGAGAUCCCUGUAGGAUCCAGUUUAUUCUCCUUGGGACAGCGACUCAAGAAAGCAAAAGCAACUUGCAGGAGAUUAAACAGAGAAGGCUUUGGUAACAUUCAGCAAAAAGCCCGGGAUUCCUUGCAAGCUUUAAAGGAUAUUCAAGAGCAGAUGCUUGUAAGCCCGACUGAUGCUGUAUUCAGACAAGAGUUUGUUGCAAGGAAGAACUGGCAGUUUUUCGAAGCAGCGUUGGCAAUUUUCUUCAAUAGGAAAGCAAGGAUUCGAUGUUGCGCAAUUCCAUCAGAUUCCUGA
Molecule: messenger RNA, 2598 nt
Organism: Raphanus sativus (radish)
Lineage: Eukaryota; Viridiplantae; Streptophyta; Magnoliopsida; Brassicales; Brassicaceae
Exons: 5
Coding region: 1-2598 (865 amino acids)
Molecular function (GO): nucleic acid binding; zinc ion binding
Source: RefSeq, a predicted model, not a curated record